Molecule: messenger RNA, 492 nt
Organism: Penicillium maclennaniae
Lineage: Eukaryota; Fungi; Ascomycota; Eurotiomycetes; Eurotiales; Aspergillaceae
Exons: 3
Coding region: 1-492 (163 amino acids)
Source: RefSeq, a predicted model, not a curated record
AUGGCUACUAUUUGGGCCUUUCGACAAUUGGCCUGCCUGAAGAACUUCGUCGAUGGUCCAGCUUGGGUCCAGGGAAAGCAUAAGCCGGAACAAGAACAGGAGAGACUCAAAACCUUCAAGAACUUUGAGGCCCCAUCUGGUUAUUUGAAACACCCAAUGAAGGAGCAAUCGGACUCUUCCUUGGGCGAAAUUGAAUGUCAUUGGUGCAUCGACAUCACCAGUUAUAUUUCCCAGAUGAACCCAAUUCGAUUGACUGGCUCAUCACGAAUUUUGAUUGGCACUGAGCCCGCCAAUCAAGCCAGGCUAGUUUCCACCCCUUUCUGCAAAUCGCAAAUCUUCCAAAAAGAAGAGCAUAUUCAUAAACAGCUCCAGUUCACGGGAACGCGGAACGAAUACGACACCCGAGAUGGCCAUGACAUUCAAUUUUCGGGGGUCAAUACCUCAACAUCGGAGCAAUCAUCAGGUACAAGCGCAAUCCUAUGCGUACAAUGA